ACAAUUAUCUCUACAUAACUUUUUAAAAAUUAUGUCCAAUAACGUGGCAUCCUUGAAACGCUUACGUUUGCUCCAAAACAUUAUCCGGGGGGCCACGAAACGGCAAAAAUUAUGCAUUGGCAUUUUUUGCUUUCGCAUUUUUUGACUUAAUCAUUGUUGUUGGUUUUAUUUUUCUGUCAUUCUGUUGCUGUAUAAAAAUUGAAUUUUGCCCGGCAGCAGAAAAACGCACGUAAUCUCGUUCGGGAGCCACGGAAGCUGUCAAAGGCGGCACCGUUGUCGUCAUCAACAAUUGAAUAACUCUGUGUUAUAGUCAUUCUGCAAGCGGCAUACAAAACAACAAAACAAAAACCACUUAGCUAAAUUGGACAUACGCUUACUAUUGGAAUGCGAGUCAAGUAUCAACGCCUAAAAACCAAACGAAACUAAGCAGCAACAAUGUCUGUAAAUUAAGCUAUUCUCAAUUUUAAGAAACGAAACGUAGUCAUUGAGUUUUAUAAGCAGUCAAUGCACUGCCGAACUCCAAUUGGAACAAAGCGAAGUUGAAGUGUAAAGGAAAGUGAGCUGUUAUAAAUAAAUAUUGAAGCAAUAGAGCACAGCGCAAUAAGAUGGGUGCUAUAUUGGCCAAGUUCAGGAAAGAAAAGUCCACUGCAGAGGUACUCGAGGGACUGGAGGAGAAAAUCACACAAAUAGAAAAAUAUACAUUGAAUACACAGGAGCAAAAACGACGCAUUGUAGGCAAUUUUCUUGCUACAUCAAUUGGCAUUUAUGUGAUCGCAUUUAUUGUUUUUUACUUUGUAUACUUUCCGCCGACAUGGCGAGAGCGAAUCGUUUACUCAGUGCCAUUACUUUUGUUCCCAUUUGUUAUCAUACUCCUGCGACGUUUAUUUACGUGGUACUUCGAGCGAAAGUUGAAUAAAAACUCCAAUAAGCUGACAGCGUUGCAUACUGAAAAAAAGAAAAUAUUAGAGCAGGUCAUGGAUAAGGAAACCUACAAGGUUGCAGUAAAACUGCUGGCCAAGUAUGGRGACAAAACUAAUAGCCAGAAGCCAUUUUUGGCUUUGACUCCACGUCCGCCGGCAGUGAGUAACUUGAGCGCUGCAUCGCAACGCCUCGUCAUUGGACAAUCGCCAAAUGCGCCUGCUACCACAGGUAGUUUACAAGAUCUWCGAUUGCGUUCAACCUUGAGUACCACAUCGCUUUCGACUACACCACGUCAGCUCUCCAGCCUACGCGGUUCACCAGUUGCAUCGUUAGCCGGUACACAGACACUAUUGCCACGUGUACCCCUACCAAUUACACCACAAAGACGACCGGUUGGACAGGAAUUGCGCAAACGAACACCUUUCCCGAUUGUCAAUCAGCAAGGCAAAGGUGUUUUGGAACGUAUUGUUGAUGUACUUAUUGGCGAUGGUCCAAAGGACCGUUUCGCUAUGAUUUGCAAAGAGUGUUUUGCGCAUAACGGAAUGGCACUCAAAGAAGACUUUGAUUACGCCACAUUUCGUUGCGCUUUUUGCAAUGCGCUGAAUCCAGCACGUAAAGCACGCCCCAUUGCACCGCGCCUGCCGGAGCAGCAUUUCUCACCGCUGAAGCGUGACUCAAGCUCAUCGUCAACACCGACGGACGUUGACUCGGAAAAUGACGAGCCCCUCGGCGCUACACCAACACCAUUAAUAGCAACAACACCACGCAUACAAUUAACUGAAGCCAUCAAUACACCUGUAAAAGCAGCAGAAGCCAACGCUUUUGAAGAUGCAACUGUUGGUGGUGUGCGCCGUAAAGCGGAAAUUGGCGCAGGCGAUGGCCCCGAUGUAACAGCAGGUGAAGCUGUCAUUGAUGCGACUGGUGUGGAGAACAUGGAAAUCGAGCAUGAUAACGAGCAACAAAACGAAGCACUGACAGCUGAAGUUGUCGCCAAUUUGCAGGCGUUACAGGCGGCUGAAGUCAACGAGAUGAGUAGACUGCAAGAGCGUUUCGCCCAAAUGUAUGCUACAACUGACACAGAACAACAGGGGCAACAGUCAGUUGGCGCAGCUGAAGCCGACAAAAAUGCGCAAGAAGCGCGUGRGCCAGCGGAGGAGCUCGAUGAAUUUAAGAAAUUAAAAUAACAUUAGACACAGUUACACGUUAGUGUCUGGGUUUGGCAAUGGAGGUAUGGAGCAGGUGGUAGAAUGUCGAUUAAGGCUCGCCUUUAUUUUGCGCCGUUCGCUUGAGCGGCGUAAACGUUUACUCAUUACGCUUGGAGUCUUGUUAAAUAUUUAUAAACAAAAAAAUAUCAAAAACAACACUACAUUUUAGCUUWAUUAAUCGAUUUUAAUUUGAUGUAAUUUUAAAUUUUUUUCAUUUGUAUUUUUAAAUAUUUUAUAUAUCUCGCAAUCCGCUUAACUUAUUAAUGCACACACUUUUUCUUUCUAACUGUUACUCAUUAAAUUUAAUAAUUAAAUUGAGCGGAUAUUGAGUUCAUUU
Molecule: messenger RNA, 2463 nt
Organism: Bactrocera latifrons
Lineage: Eukaryota; Metazoa; Arthropoda; Insecta; Diptera; Tephritidae
Gene: Lnpk
Product: protein lunapark-A
Exons: 7
Coding region: 606-2105 (499 amino acids)
Biological process (GO): endoplasmic reticulum tubular network organization
Cellular component (GO): endoplasmic reticulum tubular network
Source: RefSeq, a predicted model, not a curated record